UUAAAACCAUAAUAAUCCCGCGGGCUGAUAUCAAGGAAGUGUGAACUGAACAACUUAUUUUAAUGUAAGUGUAUAGUUGGCCAAGUCAGUGAAAGCACAUUAAAAGUAGUAAAUAUUUGGAGGAAAUCAAAAUUUGUUUCAAGAUGUUGGGAGUUUUCCCGGAAGAUGAAGGAACAAACUACAUCAGGAGGAGGCCCUCCAGAUUACCCAAGUUUGGAACAAAACUACGUGAUUUCUCAAAACCUGGGCUGGAUGUCACCGCAGGGGAUGCCCGGAGAUACUCGGCGACCGGUGACAUGUCCCUGCAAGUUCCGCAACAACGACGUAAGUUCAGCAUCCCCGCAGCGCUCCAGCAGAACCUUCUGGGCCUUCCUCAGAGUUCUGCCCGACGCAGACUCAGCAAUGUCAGUGAUGUUAUUACCAGAAAGUUCUCUGACAUCGGCUGGGCGCGUCACUCCAGCAUCCCCACUACUGACAUCAUCCUACAGGGAAAGACACUGUGUGGCCAGUACGUCCGAUGUAGACUCAAACGGUCCAACAUGUUCAACCGCAAGUGCGGGUUGCAACGGUUACGCAGCGCGGCCAGUCUGCCCGCCAGCUACGUUGUACGAGAGGUGUUCCCGGAACUGUUACACAUCGGAGUGGAGCUGGAGCGGCUACAUCCGGAGCUGUACACUGGAGUCGGACGUCAGGCAAGCUCCACCCCUAUCUUGGCGACUGAGAAGGCCAUCAACAAUGUUAUCACAGGCGUGGCUCAUGAGUUGUCCAACUCAGGGAUGACCUGGGCUAAAGUAGUGUCUCUGUACGCUGUGGCAGGAGGUCUCGCUGUGGACUGUGUCAGACAGGGACACCCUGAAUUUCUACAAUCACUGGUUGAGUCUGUAGGAGAAGCUCUUGAAGAUGACAUUGCUGAAUGGAUAGCCCACAAUGGAGGCUGGACUGGGCUCCUGUCUUACUGCAAGCCCCCCAACAAUGAGAUCUCUCUGGGUGGUUUUGUGGCUCUGUUGGGAGCCGCAAUGACUACGUUCCUUGUGGUGGUUGUACUCCUGCGAUGGUACGGGAGAUUCAACUACUUCUAAUGUAAGAUAUUUUGUAUUAAUAAGUAUUGUUAAAAAUAAAUUUUU
This is a messenger RNA of Macrosteles quadrilineatus (aster leafhopper), 1124 nucleotides long. RefSeq names its product bcl-2-related ovarian killer protein-like. Gene Ontology annotation, biological process: extrinsic apoptotic signaling pathway in absence of ligand; regulation of apoptotic process; intrinsic apoptotic signaling pathway in response to DNA damage. The coding region runs from base 144 to 1079 and encodes 311 amino acids. The record is from RefSeq and is a predicted model, not a curated record. Gene Ontology annotation, cellular component: mitochondrial outer membrane. NCBI's taxonomy places the organism in Eukaryota, Metazoa, Arthropoda, Insecta, Hemiptera, Cicadellidae. The transcript is spliced from 6 exons. Gene Ontology annotation, molecular function: protein homodimerization activity; protein heterodimerization activity.